GUGGUUUAUUCGGUUGGAGCUCAGAUGGAGGUUUUUCCUCCCUCUGAGGAGAAUCUGACGGCGUGACGAUGACUUCCUGAGAGAGAGAGAGAGAGAGAGAGAGAGAGAGAGAGAGAGAUCCUCCCCUCAGUUUCCACGGUGACGGCAUCCCUCCAUCCUCCUCCUCCUCCUCCAUCAUCAUCUCUCCGUCCGGUUGCUGUUGGCUCGUUGGCGUCGUCAGGAUGGUAGAUAAAGGAACCAGAGUGUUUAAGAAAGCCAGUCCCAAUGGAAAGCUCACUGUCUAUCUGGGGAAGAGAGACUUUGUGGACCACGUGGACCUGGUGGAGCCCGUCGACGGCGUCGUCCUGAUCGACCCGGAGUACCUGAAGGAGAGGAAAGUGUUUGUGACUCUGACCUGUGCGUUCCGUUAUGGUCGUGAGGAUUUGGACGUCCUCGGGUUGACGUUUCGGAAAGACCUGUUUGUGGCGAACGUCCAGGCGUUUCCUCCUCUGCCCGAAGAGAAGAAGAGUCUGACUCGUCUUCAGGAACGCCUGAUUAAAAAACUGGGAGAACACGCCCACCCGUUCACUUUCGAGAUUCCUCUGAACCUGCCGUGCUCCGUCACCCUGCAGCCGGGCCCAGAGGACACUGGGAAGGCCUGCGGAGUGGACUUUGAGGUGAAAGCUUUCUGUGCAGAAAAUGUUGAAGAAAAGAUCCACAAAAGGAACUCGGUGCGUCUGGUGAUCCGGAAGGUGCAGUACGCUCCAGAGAAACCUGGUCCUCAGCCGACAGCAGAAACCACCAGACAGUUCCUGAUGUCGGACAAACCUCUGCACCUGGAGGCCUCUCUGGACAAAGAGAUCUACUAUCACGGGGAGCCAAUCAGUGUCAACGUUCACGUCACCAACAAUACCAACAAGACCGUGAAGAAGAUGAAGAUCUCAGUGCGACAGUACGCCGACAUCUGCCUGUUCAACACGGCUCAGUACAAAUGUCCGGUGGCCACCGAGGACUCAGACGAUGUCGUUGCUCCCAGUUCGACUUUCUGCAAAGUUUUCACUCUCACUCCAUUUCUGGCCAACAACCGAGAGAAACGAGGCCUCGCUCUGGAUGGAAAACUGAAGCACGAGGACACCAACCUGGCCUCCAGCACACUUGCUUCCUUGCUGAGCAGCGGUGGAGGGAUUCGUCCUGGAAGUCGCAUGUUAAGAGAAGGAGCCAAUAAGGAGAUCCUCGGCAUCAUCGUGUCGUACAAAGUCAAAGUGAAGCUGGUCGUGUCCCGAGGCGGGCUCCUGGGAGAUCUGGCGGCGAGUGACGUCUCCGUUGAGCUGCCUUUCACAUUAAUGCACCCGAAGCCGUUAGAAGAAUCCAUCUACAGAGAUGCUGCAGACGAAGCUCCGAUCGACACAAACCUGAUCGAGUUUGACACAAACGACGAUGACAUCAUCUUCGAAGACUUCGCCCGCCAGCGGCUGAUUGGGGCGAAGGACGACAAGGAUGAAGACGAGGAGCCGGUGGACUCGCCCAAACUCGACGACAGAUAAAGGCGCCGAGCGUCGCCGCCGCCACUGCUGCUGUUGUUGUUUCGCUGCUGUUUGUAGUGUGGAGCUAACGGAGGUCACCUUUAGGUCAAACCACAGUCUGGACACCCUUUAAACACUCGGCGGUGCCGUGUUUGUGUUCUCGUUCAUGUUCGUCCUCUCUCUGCGUCCUGCUGCGGUGUAGAAAGCUAGAAUACCGCAGCCACGACGUCAGUUGUGUUUUCAGACGGAGCAGCUCGCCACUCCUCCGCCGGCCGGCCGGAGACUUGAACCGGCGAGCGCGGCGUCGUAACGACGGCUGGUAGCAUGCCUCUAAUGUCACUUUGUUCUAUGUGUUUCCAUUAGGGACCGAACAGGAGUUACGUUGUGUUGAGAUUAGUUUCGAUGUGUCGUAUCAGAGGGUCUUCAUAAACAACAACACUGCCAGCUUUGGUUGAUCUGGAACAGUUCACCACUCGAGCCACAACACGGACGUCAGCUGACGGAGGCUUUUGUUAACAGUCCGUCUGCGUGUAGCCGAAGCUGCGGAGUGAAGAAACACCAGAGGAAGAGUCAUCUGCAGGACGUGCCGACCCGCCGAGAGGACCUGAAACUGUCAGAGCCGCCAGUCAGCUGAGAGGAACUGGUGGCCCAGUGUGCAUGAAAUACAUCAAUACUUUAUUAAUCAAUGUCAUGAAUAAUCAACCUUUAUACAGGAUGGCUCUGACUUUAAAGGAGCAUACAAGUGUUUGUUGUUUGAUGUUGAUCAUUUUCCAAAUCAUCAUCAGUAUUUAGAUCAGUUUCAGAAGCUGUCAUGUACAGAAAGCUGCCGUCACGUCUGGUCCGAGUCAGUUAAUGAUCGUUAUUUCAAACUGUGGCUGCUUGUGUUUAGACAACAUUUAACAUUUGACAACGUUGGCUUCUUUUGAUUCACGAAGAAAAGGGAAUUUGUAAAAAAAAAAAACAUGUUUAUAUUUGUCAAAGUAUCGAGAAAAGUAUUUGUAUCAGAACUGAAACUCAAUAAUUUAUCAAACAAUCGGCGUUCCGUAAUCUCCCAAAUGCAACAUUAACCGCUCCCUUAAAAACGUCGUCUUUAUUACAGUUUGGAGCCAAAAUCGGCUCUUCGUCAAGUCUCUGACGUCGAGGAUUGAGUUUCUCUCUGCAGGCUGAUUUUCACAGAAAUAAAGGAGAUCAAUUAAAAAACUGAUGGAGGAUUCGGACAAUGAUCAGCAGGGAUGUGAUGUAAACAGGAUGUAUAACAGCAUCAGGAGACUUUGUGUAACUACUGAACAUUUAUUGUACAAAACAUUUUUAAUUUAAACAUUCAAAGUAAAACAGUGACUGUCUGAAACGUCCCUCCAUGUGAACAGAGUCAGUGUGCAGUUGUGUUAGCAGUGCUGUGUGUGUGUGUGUGUGUGUGUGUGUGUGUGUGUGUGUGAGAUACUCUUCACUGAAUGAAUCUGUGUUUUUUCACUGUAACACGACAUUACAGGACAAAGAUCAAAAACACCCAAAACAUCUUUAUUAUUUGUAACAAUAUUUUAAUUGGCUUUUAUUUUGACAGGGCCAGGAGGAAACCUGUAUAUUCCACUUCAUCUUUAAUAAAAGGACGUUUGUGGCAA
Molecule: messenger RNA, 3121 nt
Organism: Siniperca chuatsi (mandarin fish)
Lineage: Eukaryota; Metazoa; Chordata; Actinopteri; Centrarchiformes; Sinipercidae
Gene: arrb1
Product: arrestin, beta 1
Exons: 17
Coding region: 222-1523 (433 amino acids)
Biological process (GO): visual perception; G protein-coupled receptor internalization; signal transduction
Molecular function (GO): G protein-coupled receptor binding
Source: RefSeq, a predicted model, not a curated record